GUAAAUUACCCAAAUCUGUCAUGGUAAUGUACUAAGAAAAAAAAACAAUCACAGUUUCGUAUUUUUACAUUUGCUAUAACUAUAAAUGUAGCAUUGCGGUUAAAUCGCUAGUUUGGAAGAAAGGUGCGGUAUCUCUUCAUUUGCAAUCAAUGCAAAAACAGUCAAAUUUCGGUGCAGGCAUCGCCAUAUUUGUUUCUGCAACAAGACCCCUCCCAUCCAUCCAGCUCCUCUGAGAUCAGUGGACGUGGCCCGUAAACCGCCAUCUUGUGGAUACGCCUAGAAGAGGAAGCGAAAAGGACGCUGGCCCUUACCGAGGAAGAAGCCGACAUUUUCCAUACGGUUUUUUUUUUAAAAGCGAGAAAUACCGAGUUGAAAACACACGGCCACAUUGAAAUACCAUAUUUCUGACAAGUCUUUAAAGUGAGAAGAAAGUGUGGUCGACUGCGGGGCUCCGUAUUUGCAAGCUGUCUCCCUCACCACGUGUCAGCCAUGGGAAAUAUAUUUGCACAUCUCUUUAAAGGCCUCUUCGGCAAAAAAGAAAUGAGAAUCCUUAUGGUCGGUCUCGACGCUGCUGGAAAAACCACCAUUCUGUACAAACUUAAGCUUGGAGAAAUUGUAACCACUAUCCCAACUAUAGGUUUUAAUGUUGAAACAGUGGAGUACAAGAACAUAAGUUUCACAGUGUGGGACGUCGGCGGUCAGGAUAAAAUCCGGCCUCUAUGGCGCCAUUACUUCCAGAACACACAGGGUCUGAUCUUUGUCGUGGACAGCAACGACAGAGAACGUGUGAACGAGGCACGGGAGGAGCUGAUGAGAAUGCUGGCGGAGGACGAGCUUCGCGACGCCGUUUUACUAGUAUUUGCCAACAAACAGGACCUCCCGAACGCGAUGAACGCCGCCGAAAUCACCGACAAGCUGGGACUGCACUCUCUCCGACACAGGAACUGGUACAUCCAGGCCACCUGCGCCACCAGUGGGGACGGCCUCUAUGAAGGACUGGACUGGCUGUCCAAUCAGCUUCGAAACCAGAAAUAACUCGCCCCGCUCCAUCUCCUCCAACUCUAUAUCUCCUCCUUACUCCUGCUUUACUCCUCUGAUGUUGCAAACUGUGCUACUUUGUGGUAACUAGUGCUGGAAGCUGCCCUCAUGUCAUCUCUCAUCACAAUAUAUAUUAUGAGCCACACUAUUUUUAGUUGUGGGGAUAAGCAAGCCUUUAAAGCAGACAGGUUUCUUAUUUAAUGUAAAUAGUCUUUUGUUUUUGUAAUGAGGAAGCUUCUGGCACUCUUAUGCAAUAUUUACUCUGCCUUUCUCCUCUUCAGUUUUGUUUUGUUUCUUUUGUACAAAUUGACAGACAUACAUGUACAGCAUAUGUAGUACUGGAAAAGGGAUACAAGAAGCUCUUUCGCCUUCUUUUAAAAAG
This is a messenger RNA of Megalops cyprinoides (Indo-Pacific tarpon), 1420 nucleotides long. RefSeq names its product ADP-ribosylation factor 1 (gene arf1). Gene Ontology annotation, molecular function: GTPase activity; GTP binding. Bases 490 to 1035 code for a protein of 181 amino acids. Gene Ontology annotation, cellular component: cytoplasm; plasma membrane. The record is from RefSeq and is a predicted model, not a curated record. The transcript is spliced from 5 exons. NCBI's taxonomy places the organism in Eukaryota, Metazoa, Chordata, Actinopteri, Elopiformes, Megalopidae. Gene Ontology annotation, biological process: intracellular protein transport; vesicle-mediated transport.